Messenger RNA from Rhododendron vialii, 2463 nucleotides. RefSeq names its product receptor-like protein 9DC3. The record is from RefSeq and is a predicted model, not a curated record. The transcript is spliced from 3 exons. The coding region runs from base 1 to 2463 and encodes 820 amino acids. Gene Ontology annotation, molecular function: protein binding. Lineage: Eukaryota; Viridiplantae; Streptophyta; Magnoliopsida; Ericales; Ericaceae.
AUGGUCCAUAUUGAAUCUAUUGAAGGCAUUAAGUCAAGUAAUAGGACAAGAUAUUCAAAUUAUGCAGGACAUGACAGGUAUGCUGAGGAGACCUUGAAUAUGCCACUAUGCCAUGAAGAUGAGAGAUCAGCCUUGCUGCAAUUCAAGCGUAGCUUUGACAUCAAGAAGUUUGCUUCUGGCAAUCCUUCUGCUUAUCCAAAGAUCAAGUCAUGGAAGCUUGAUGCAAAUGCUAGCGAUUGCUGCUCGUGGGAUGGCGUGGAGUGUGACCAUGAUACCAGUCGUGUGAUUGGUCUCGACCUCAGUAGCAGCUUCCUCUAUGGUUCUAUCAACUCCAACAGCAGCCUCUUCAGUCUUGUUCACCUUCGGAGGCUAAACCUUGCUGACAAUCACUUCAAUUAUUCUCAAAUUCCAACCGGAAUUGGAAAUCUUUCAAGACUAAAGAGUCUCAACCUCUAUAAUUCUUAUUUUUCUGGUCAGAUCCCUUCAGAGAUCUCAUCUCUUUCCCAAUUGACUUUCCUUAAUCUAUCUCAAUACUUUGAACCCGUGCAUGCUACUCAUGUAUAUCUUUUGAAACUUGAAAAACCCAGUUUGAGAGAUCUAAUCCAAAACCUAACCAACCUGAAAGUACUAGACCUCAAUGUGGUGAACGUAUCUUCUACAGUGCCAGGUGCUUUAUCGACUAUGACCUCUCUGACACAUCUUAAUCUCGGGAAUUGUAUCCUUUAUGGUGAAUUCCCAAUGGGCAUUUUUCAUCUACCAAACCUACGGGUUUUACGUGCGUCGGUCAAUGAAAACCUAUUUGGUUACCUUCCAGAAUUUCCGUAUGGUGGUCCAUUUGAGGAAUUGAAGAUUUGGAAAACAAAUUUUUCCGGAUUGCUUCCAAAUUCCAUUGAGAACCUUCAUUCCUUGAAGGAGUUACAUUUAGGAGAGUCCAAUUUUUAUGGGACACUUCCAAGCUCUCUUGGCAAUCUGGCCCAGCUCACGUUUCUGGAUGUUGUCGGAAGCAAUUUUUGGGGACAGGUCCCUUCAUCAAUAGCAAACUUAUCAAAACUCACUGUCUUAGGACUCGGCCAUUGUACUUUUGAUGCACGACCCCUUGAAAAGCUAUCAAAACUCAUUAUACUAGCACUUGACCAUACAAAACUAAGGGAUGUAUUACCACAGUCUCUUGCUAACAUGACCCAGCUAUCUACGUUAAUUCUCAACAACAAUGAGUUAUUUGGUGAAAUCCCAUCUUGGCUUUUGAACCUCACCAGAUUAACCUUUCUAGACCUUUCAAAAAAUCGACUAUCUGGCAUGUUUCCGAGCUCAAUCUCUCCACUCAAGCAUCUUGAAUACCUAGAUUUCAGCUUUAACAGGCUGCAAGGACCACUCCCUCUUCCACCACCGUCUGUCCUUUAUUAUAGAGUCGCUGGUAAUUUACUAACUGGAAAAAUACCAACAUCAUUCUGCCAAAAUAGAACUCUUUUUGCACUUGACUUGUCUGAUAAUAACCUAAGCGGUGCCAUUCCUCAAUGCUUGGCCAGUUUUAGUAGUGGUUCUCUGUUGCUUUUCAAUCUGAGUUACAACUUCUUCCAUGGUACCGUGCCCCAAACGUUCAUGAGGGGGAUCAAGAUGAUUGACUUGAGUCAUAAUCAAUUGAAUGGGGGAUUUCAUGGUGCCAUUGAGAAUCUUAAAACCAAUUUGAAGUUUCCGAAGUUGCGGAUCAUUGACCUCUCUCACAAUGGUUUCUCUGGUACAUUGCCGUCAGAGUACUUCCAAAACUGGAAUGCAAUGAAAGUGGUCGGAAAAGGGAAUUCAACAUAUAUGCAAGUGGAGACACCAGUAGGUUUUGGGGUGGCAAAUAUUGUUUAUUCUGAGGGUUUUACCUAUUCGAUGACAAUAUCUAGCAAAGGGACAAAACUACUUUAUGAGAAGAUCCAAAGUGUAUUUGUAGUUGUUGAUCUUUCAGACAACAAGUUCAGAGGUGAAAUUCUAGAAUCCCUUGGAAGUCUCAGUGGACUUCAAGCUCUAAAUAUUUCCGAAAACAACCUCAUUGGCAUCAUCCCGUCAUCCUUUGCAUAUUUGGCGGACCUAGAAUCGUUGGACCUAUCUCGAAACCGACUCUCAGAAGAGAUCCCGCAGCAACUAACCAAACUCACUUUCCUCUCAGUCCUACACGUUUCUCAUAACCGUCUCACUGGCCCCAUACCUCGAGGUAAACAAUUCGAUACAUUUGAUAAUAGUUCAUAUGGUGGGAAUAUGGGAUUGUGUGGUGUCCCCCUGACAAUCUUAUGCGAGAAUUCAAAAACGUCACCCCCACCACCACCGGCACACAGCUUGCAAGGCGAUGGGUUAGAGUUUUCGAGGGGUAUCUACUGGAUGGUCAUAAUGAUGGGAUAUGGGAGUGGGCUGAUAAUUGGGUUGGUUGUCGGGCAGACGCUCACCACGAGGUAUCAUGAACAGUUUGUUGCAAUCUUCUAA